UACGUUCUCAGCGUGUGCGCAGGUGCACAGUGGCAGUGCCACAAAGUAAGGUACAGCGACCAUCGCAAACUGCCAUUCAUCAAGCCUCUGUGUCCAGCGAACAUGGAGUACAACGCUUGUCCAUCUAACUGCCCUCUCACCUGUGAAAAUAUGGACUCUCCGUCUACCUGUGAUGUCUCAACCUGUACGCCAGGCUGUGCCUGCAUAGACGGCUAUGUGUUAGAUGGGGACAAGUGUGUCAAAGAAUCUAUGUGCCCAUGUCAGCAUGGAGGUAAAUCCUACUAUGAGGGGGAUUCGCUGCUUCUUGACUGCAACGAAUGCGUAUGUAGAGGUCAGGUGUGGCAGUGUGAGGAUAAUGAAUGCCCGGCUACGUGCAGUGCCUACGGUGAUUCCCACUACUCCACAUUCGAUGAACUCUCCUACGAGUUCCAAGGGUCAUGCGACUAUAUUUUGGCUCAAUCUGCUGACAACAAUCCAGACAAAUUUGUCAUCACAACAAAAAAUGUACAGUGUGGAACCAGUGGCGUGACUUGCUCCAAAGGCAUUGAUAUCACCUUAGGACGAGAGUCGACCAGCUCAUUUUACCGUUUGAAGCUUGAAAGAGGUAAAUCGAUAAGACCAGACCCACGUUUGCCAUUUGAUGUUCUAGAAGUUGGAGAGAUGGUUUAUUUCACCACGGACUUUGGGCUCACAAUUCAAUGGGAUAAGGGUACAAGAAUCUACAUUCGACUGGCACCCCAACACAUGGGCAAGGUCUCAGGUUUAUGUGGAAACUACAAUGGGGACAGAACUGAUGACUUCUCCUUGCGCCAAGGUGGUCCUCCUGUUGGAAAGGUGACCGUGUUUGCUGACAGCUGGCGAGUACAUCCUUACUGUGAAGUGUCCAAGGAGGUAGUGGACACCUGUCUCUCGGCCCCCAUGAGAAAGCCCUGGGCCAGGUCAAAGUGCUCGGUUAUGGCAUCAGAAGUGUUUGAACCUUGCCACGGUUUGGUUGAGCCUGAGGGUUUCAUAAAGCGGUGUGAAUUUGAUGCCUGUGCUUGUGACAUGGGUGGAGACUGUGAGUGUUUGUGUACUGCCAUUGCCGCCUAUGCCUACCAGUGUUCCAGUAAAGGGGUUCACAUCAACUGGAGAACUGAAGAGCUCUGUGGACUGACCUGCACUGAAUGCCAUGUCUACAAUCCAUGCAUCUCGCUGUGCCCCAAGAAGACUUGCGAAAACCGCCUUUACUACGAUCAAAUAUCUCAGGACUGUGAGAAUGAACGUGGUGUCUGUUUUGAAGGCUGUGAUCUUCACCCCUGUCCCGAAGGUCAAGUAUACGACUCUCUCAUCGAGCCGGUCACUUGCAUUCCUGAACCACUCUGUGAGUCACCAGCUUGCGUGAUCAAUAACAAAAUAUACCGUGAAGGAGAACGCAUCGAUGAUCCCACAGUGUGCAGACAAGAGUGUGAAAUUUGCAACUGUCGCAAUGGAGAGCUGGAGCACAUCACCUUUGGAAAGUGCGACCCUAUCAUUGUGACCAUCCGACCACCAGUCACUCCUCCCAACGUCACUGCAAUCCCUCCUUUUCCACCUGUCACAGUGCCUGUUCCUCAGCCAUUUGUCGCAUGCGUGAAGCAUGGCUGGACUAGCUGGAUGAGCGCAAGUGUCCCGACCCAUGCCAAUGCAGGAGAUUUUGAGACAGUUUCUGGUCUGCGAUCCAAGUACACCUUCUGUCAUGAAAGCCAGUUGAGAGGUAUCAGAUGCCGUGUCAUCAAUCAGCCAGAAUAUGGGGUUUACUUUGGCCAGAAAGUGACCUGUGACCUUCAGAAUGGAUUCUCUUGUCGCCAUGCUGAUCAGGCUGGGGGUCUCUGUAUGGACUUUGAAGUCAGCUAUAAUUGUGAUUGCAGUAUCCCUCCACCUAUGGGGCCAAGACUCCCAACAUCAGUCCCGCCAUACGGUCCCAGGGUGCCAGGCACCACCGUGUCUCCCCCUCGCCCCAAGUGUUCCAGGGAGGCGUGGUCCUCAUGGGUCAGCUCAGACACCCCUGCCGGUGAGGGAGACGUGGAGCCCAUACCACAAGACCCAAGGGCAACGUUUGACUGCGCUAGAGAGUACAUUACCCAAAUCGAGUGUCGGCAAACCCUCACGGAACUGUCUGUAAAUGACACACUAGAUGUUGGAGUGACAUGCGAUGUUGACAGAGGCCUCGUUUGCGAGAAUAGUGAGCAGCCUUCGGGAUCACAGUGUAAAGACUACGAAAUUAGGACAUACUGCCAGUGCUCUCCCAAUUUGGGUUGUACUGCUGAACCCCUUGUGUUUGGCCUGCCUGAUUCCAGCUUCAGCGCAUCCUCUACUCUAGACCCUGAUACAAAUGGACCAGCGGAUGCUAAAAGAGGUUCCGACAGUUACUGGGUCCCUGAUGAUGAUGAUGCUAACCCUAUGAUAGAGGUGAACUUGGGUGAACCUCGCACUAUUGUGGGCGUGAGCACAUGGGGUGGAGAAGGCAUGUCUGAGUGGGUCUCCUCCUUCUACAUUCUGGUCAGUGACAAGAACUGCCAGUUUUUCUCCUUUGUAAAAGAAAGGAAUGGAAAAGUGAAGCUUUUUGAUGGAAAUGUGGAUGAUUCAUCUGUUGUGACCAAUUACUUACCAGAAAUGCUGCACAAUGUACAGUGCAUUAAGAUCAAACCUGUCAACUACGUAAGCUUUCCAUCCAUGAGCUUUGAGAUUCUUGGAUGUGGAUCAGACUAUGUUCCACCCACUGCCCCAACAACACCAGUCACUGUAAGUUUACCAAGCACCACAAGAGCCCCGUACACAGAUGGUGUCCCAACCACCCCAUACACUGGUGCCCCAACCACCCCAUACACUGGUGCCCCAACCACCCCAUACACUGGUGUCCCAACAACUCCAGGCUCUCCUCCAGUGACUGGCACACCGUGGGAACCUGUUCCAUCUUGUGGCUGGACAGACUGGAUAAACUCACAGGCUCCUUCACAGCUUGGUGAGUUUGAGAGCAUGAGCAACUUGAGGCUUUCCCGUGCUUUCUGUGAAUAUCCAACAGAUAUCGUAUGCCGCACUGUUCCAGAUCAGAAUAGUCCUGAUGGCAUCCGUUGGGACAAGGCCAGGCAAAUGGGUGUUUCAUGUGACCUGAACAGGGGGUUGAUUUGCCUCAACAGCAUUCAACCCUCUAAUCAACCGUGCUAUGAUUACGAAGUUGCUGUUCUCUGUGAAGACUCAUGUGCUCCCGAGAUGAACACCACAGCUACCACACCUGCUGUCGGAUCGAGUGUUCCAACCACAGUUCGGCCAACAGAUUCGGAUAUUCCUACUUCAAGUCCACCAACAAUAGAUGACCAGAAGACCACAGGCACCACCCCAUUCAGUGGGACUACCUUGUAUACACAAGUAACCACGGGAAAAGACAUGGAGACAACUGGUCCCUCUUUCCCUGAGAUCCCACCAACAGUAACAAGGGUACCUCCUCUCACUGAUGUACCUCCCUCCCCGACAUCGUGGACUUAUUACACAGGAGAUGAUCGUGUUCCUUCCACCGUCCCUCCCAGCGGGCCAACGCCUACUGACAGGUUCCCUCCCUUACCCACUGGACCAACUCAGGCAACUCCACAGCCUCUGUUCGUCACCUAUCCACCAAUUACAGACGGGGAUAAAGUCUGUGAUGAAGUCAUGGGUCUCUUUAGCCGUCAAGUCGUUGGAAAGGAACAAUUCUCUGCCUCCUCCAGUGAUGGAGUUGCUUUCGAUGCUUACAAUGGACGACUUUUUAAUCUUCCAUCAGACUCAUUAAAUGGAGGCGCAUGGAUGCCAAAGAAGAUGGAUUUGAAUCCUUAUCUUGUCAUUGACCUGAAACACCCAGAGUUUAUAUCCGGUAUCAUCACUCAAGGCAGGCCGGAUGCUCCACAGUGGGUCAGUAAAUACACUGUGAAAACCUCUCAAGAUGGGGACAAUUUUGAGUGGUACACUGAUGAAGGUGGCUUCCUUCCAAAGGUGUUUGUCGGAAAUUAUGACAGCACCAGUCCUGUCAAGACAUUCUUUAGAGAUGAACUACUUGUGAGGAAAGUGGCUAUUUAUCCAACAGAGUAUAUUAACGGCAUUGCUCUGAGGGCUGAUUUGCUCUCUUGUGAUGGUGUGGCCACCGUAACUACUCCACCAACCCCAUUUACUCCUACCCCUCCAUACACUAGUGCCCCAACCACUCCAUACACUGGUGCCCCAACCACCCCAUACACUGGUGCCCCAACCACACCAUACACAGAUGGUGCCCCAACCACACCAUACACUGGGGUUUCUACCACACCAUACACUGGGGUUUCUACCACACCAUACACUGGUGUUCCUACUACUCCAUACACUGGUGUUCCAACAGCCCCUCCCACUCGGCCCUUUGUUGCAACUUCAACUGUUGUAACCCUCACUCUGAAGACAACUCGUAUGCCUGCUCCGGUGACCUCAACAACUUUUGUGCCAGGCACAAUGUGCAAUGUACCAAUGAACCUGGACUCUCCGAGAUUAAUCCCAGACAAGUUGAUGACAGCUUCCACUUCUUCUGGAAAUCAAGUCGGACCUCAGCAGGGCAGGCUACUGAAUGCGCAGAGUGCCUGGGUACCCAGUGAAAACUCUGAGGACCAGUGGCUACAAGUUGACUUCCUUAAGCCUCAAGUCCUGUCUGGUGUGAUGAGCCAGGGGCAUCCCCAUGAGGACAAGUGGGUGUCCAAAUUCUUCAUCACUUACAGCCAGGAUGGCCUCAACUUUCUCUUGGUGAAGGAUGAUAACGGGAAACCUAUCGCAUUCUCUGGCAAUGUGGACAAAGACAGGGUUGUCCGCAAUUAUUUCCCUCAUGCUGUAACUGCACGUUUUGUGCGCUUCCAUCCAACGGAGUGGUCUCAGUAUGGUAUUGCUGUUCGUCUCAACUACAUUGGUUGUGUCAGUCCAGACAGGGGGGCAAAGACUACGGAACCCACUGUCACCCAGCCAACUGACGUCACUGUCCCAACCAAUACGUCUGUCAUCCAUGAGCCAGUUUGUGCUAAGCCAAUGGGAGUGGGAGAUGAGCGAGUGGUCCAAGAUUACCAGAUAAUAGCCACAAGUCACAGUGGAGAGGACGGCAGGCCAGAGCUCGGACGUUUGACUGAGGGUCAAUUCAAAGGAGCUUGGGUUGCUAAGCCCAGAGAGACUGCCCCCUGGAUUCAAGUUGACUUUGAAGAAUCAAAGAUGUUAACUGGUAUUAUUAUCCAAGGGCAUGGUCAGAGAAAUUCCUGGGUGACAAAGUAUGAGGUAUACUACAGUACCUACGGUGAGAUUUUCACUCCUAUCUGGCUGGAUGGAGAACCAAGGCAAUUUAUUGGAAAUGAUGACAGAAACACACCUUUGUACAACUUCUUUGAUGAAGAAAUUGUGGCAAGAUAUAUCCAACUGCAACCCGUUGAAAAACAUGGAGAAUUUGCCCUGAGAUUUGAAGUCCUUGGAUGUAAUCCAUCUGAGCCAAACCCAGAGGUAACCACGCGACCACCACUGUCCACCACUCCAGCCUCUGAGGAGGAGGACACCACCACAGUAACCACUACGCCAAUCCCAGCAUGGAUGACCACUGUUCUGUCGACCACUGAAUCAGGUGUCACAGAAGAAGAAGGACCAAAGGUUUGCCUGAUACCUAUGGGUCUUUACGACCCACAUAUUGUUAGUGAGGGCCAGUUGUCUGCCAGCAGCAGCCUUGACGACCUUCACUCGCCACAGGAAGCUCGUAUUUACAAUACCAAGUCAGCCAGCUCAGGGGGAUCUUGGAUUCCAGGGUCGGACUCUGAGCCAUGGAUUGAAGUGGACCUGAAAAGUGAUAAAAUGAUAUCUGGAGUGACCACACAAGGCAGCCCUGACCAGCCACGGUGGGUCCGCAAGUUCACGGUGCAGUACAAGGAAGAGGAUGGUGUAUUCUAUUCAGACUACACCGAGUUCCCGAAUCAAGGCCCACCUGUUGUGUUUGAGGCGAAUGACGAUCAGAGUACUGUAGUCAGGAACCUUUUCAACAGAGACGUCAUUAUGCGCUACAUUCGUCUUGUCGUGGUGGAAGCUGCCCCCUCGGGUCCAGGGCUGAGGUUUGACCUUCUCGGUUGUCAACCUGACACUCCUGAUCUAGACGUCACGGAAGCUCCAACUGAGACUCCUGUCCCUGAAGAGACAACAGAACCGGAUGGGGAAGUUACGUCACCAGGACCGGAUGGAGUGACCACAACCGCAAGACCAGAUGGAGUGACCACAACCCCAGGACCAGAUGGAGUGACCACAACCUCAGGACCAGAUGGAGUGACCACAACCCCAGGACCAGAUGGAGUGACCACAACCCCGGGACCAGAUGGAGUGACCACAACUCCAAAACCUCAGACGGAAGCCACAAGAAUUCCCCCAGCCAAAGUGUGCAGCAAGCCGAUGGGAGUGGAUAACCCUAUGAUGGUGGCUGACUGGCAGAUAACGACUUCCUCAAGCAAGAGCUCUGAAGAGGGGCCUGCUCGAGCCAGACUCUUUACCCAGAAGGAUGGGAAGCUGGCUGGCGGCUGGACCCCAGUGGACAACAGUGAGAACCAGUUCAUCCAAGUAGACUUCCUUGAGCCUUUUGGCUUUGGUGGCGUAGUGACUCAAGGACGUGCAGAUUUGCCCUACUGGGUCACUCACUACGCUGUGUCUUUCAGCAGUGAUGGCAGCAAUUUUGUUCUCUUGACUGUUGAUGGGAAGGAGGGUUCUCAACCAAAAAUAUUCUCUGGCAACUCAGAUCAAAACACACCAGUGACCAAUUUGAUGCCCAAGACCAUAGAAGCUCGGUUUGUGAGGAUUCAUCCCGUGGCAUUCAAUGAAGGUAUUGGCUUGAGAUUCAACUUGCUUGGGUGCCGGAAACCAGUCACAGUCCCCACCACGCCUGCUACAACUGUACCAUCUGUAACUUCAACUCCUGAGUCUAAUGACACGGUGAGCGAACCCACAGAAAUCCCAGGAGUUAACGGGACAACGAGCCCCACAGGAACACCAAUUGUUACCGGAACAACAAGCCCUACAGGAAUUCCCGAUGUCACCGGAACAACAAUCCCCACUGGAACUCCAGACGUUACCGGCACAACACAAGUCACAAGACAGUACUGUACCCGCAGCCACUGGCUUCCUCCAGUGAAUCAACACAGCCCUCUCAUUGGGUCAGGAGAUAGCGAGUUCUUGCCUCAAGAUCAACUGCAGGAAUUGUGUUUCGGCGGACAGGUCACAGACGUCAAGUGUUACACUGAAGACGGCACACCCGCAGAUCAAACUGGAGAAAUCGUCACGUGCAACCUCCAGGACGGUUUGAUAUGUGUCAAUGCUGACAACGAGCCGGACGGUUGCUCUGACUACGGCAUAGUUUACAGGUGUGAAUGUGUUGAGCCAACCACGUCACCUCCUCCCACGGAGAGCACUGUGCCAAGCACUGAUGAUGAUGUCCCCACCACAACAGUCAAAGAGCCAGAGACGACUACUCUUCCACCAGUUUGGGUGUUCGGCACAACAACGACUCCCACACCUCGUGUCCCAUUUACAACACGCUGGGAAUGGUCAUGGUUGUCCACCACCCCACCAACCCCUGAAAGCCCUGAAAGCCCUGAAAUGUCUACUUAUAAGAUGCCCCCAACAAUGCCCCCAACAAUGCCCCCAACAGCCACGCCUCCUCCGCCAAAGCUUUACCUGCGCUGCAACUGGUCACCGUGGCUGAACGUGGACACACCUUCCCAGGGCCUGGGAGACAUGGAGACAAUCGCUGCCCUCAAAGCCAAGUACGGUCUGUGCUCGCGUGUCACCAACAUCAACUGCCGGGUGGCGGGGACUUCCACGGACUACUCAGACGCCGGUCAGGCGGGUGUCCGCUGUGAUCCCUUCAAUGGGCUGCGUUGUUUUAACAGUGAGACGGACGAAGGCUUGUGUUACGACUAUGAGGUCCGGGUUCUCUGUUGGAGCAGUGAAUGCGAUGGCCCAACCCCUCCCCCUCCCAAGCUGCCAACCACACCUCUUGUCCCGAUGACCACGGAGUUUGAUGCUCACUCCAGAACCACAGGUAAAUCUUUUCAUUCCGUUUGCCAUGAUUUAGGAGAAAAGGGAGCUGAAAUCUGUUCCAGCGCAAUGGGAAUGGCAAACCUGGAGAUCCGAGACGAUAUGAUCUCUGCCAGCUCUUAUCUGGACGCUGCUCACUCCUCUGCACAUGGCAGGCUUGGUGAGCUGAGCAGCUGGAUGCCAGCAAAGUCUGACACACAGCAGUAUAUACAGCCCUUCGAGAGCUGGACCAGCCCGUCCAACCCGUGCUCCAAGUGCAGCUGUUUCAACAACGAGGUGGUGUGCACCAUCCCAGAGCAGUGCAACUUACCCGGCUUUAAGACCCCGCCCCCGCCUACAGUAGCUCCUGUCUGUGGCUGGUCCACAUUCUUUGAUGAGGAUAAGCCUAGUACAGGUGGCGGGGAUAUGGAGCUCAUCUCUAAUUUGGUCAGCAAAUAUUCUAAGCAAGGGCUGUGCACCAAACCUGUGAUGGCUGAAUGCCGAGACUUAGAAACUGGACAAGAAGCAAGGCUGUCUGGUCAAAAGAUACAGUGUGAUGCAGUUGAAGGUCUCAAAUGCUUCAACUCAGAAAAUGGUGGCCGCUGCAAGAACUAUGGAAUUCGUGUUUUCUGCUCGUGCCCAAGUGCACUAACACCUCCUACAACGGCCUCACCAAGUACUCCGUUUGUGACUGGACCUACAACGACACCUGGACCAUUUGUGACUGGACCUGAAUCUACCCCUGGCAUUGUCACUGGACCUACAUCCACACCUGGCAUUGUCACUGGACCUCCGUCCACACCUGGUAUUGUCACUGGACCCACAUCCACACCUGGCACUGUCACUGGACCAGACACCACACCUGAUGUUGUCACUGGACCAGACACCACACCUGGCAUUGUCACUGGACCUACAUCCACACCAGGCAUUGUCACUGGACCCGAUGCUACACCUGGCAUUGUCACUGGACCUCCGUCCACACCUGGCAUUGUCACUGGACCUACAUCCACACCUGGCAUUGUCACUGGACCUCCGUCCACACCUGGUAUUGUCACUGGACCCACAUCCACACCUGGCACUGUCACUGGACCAGACACCACACCUGAUGUUGUCACUGGACCAGACACCACACCUGGCAUUGUCACUGGACCUACAUCCACACCAGGCAUUGUCACUGGACCCGAUGCUACACCUGGCAUUGUCACUGGACCUCCGUCCACACCUGGCAUUGUCACUGGACCUACAUCCACACCUGACAUUGUCACUGGACCUCCGUCCACACCUGGCAUUGUAACUGGACCCACAUCCACACCUGGCAUUGUCACUGGACCUACAUCCACACCUGGCAUUGUUACUGGACCCACAUCCACACCUAGCAUUGUCACUGGACCUACAUCCACACCUGGCAUUGUCACUGGACCCACAUCCACACCUGGCAUUGUCACUGGACCCACAUCCACACCUGGCAUUGUCACUGGACCCACAUCCACACCUAGCAUUGUCACUGGACCUACAUCCACACCUGGCAUUGUCACUGGACCCACAUCCACACCUGGACCUACCACUACUCAAGACCCAACGAAACUGAAUCUGUGUGGCUGGACUGAGUACAUGAGCGCACAUACCCCAGACAUGAUGGGAGAGCAGGAAACCUUGCCCAGACUUCGCACCAAGUACACGUUCUGCGAUAAAUCAAACAUUUUGGACAUAAGAUGCAGAGACAAAGCCACCAAAAAGACAGCAGAGGAGCUGGGACAAGUAGAUGUUCAUUGUGACCUCUCUUCAGAAUUGAUUUGCUUCGGUUUCAACCAGCCAAAUGGCCUGUGUGCUGACUAUGAGGUGAGCUACCUGUGUGACACAACCAGUGAUUUCUGCACCGCUACACAGCCACCCAGCACUGUCGCUCCUAGCUACAACAGAACAGACAUUUCAAGCCCGAGCACACUAACCACUGUGGACAUCCGGGAGGGAGGGAGAAGAACCCCACAGCCUCCUACUUCCACGAGCCCUCAGCCUACCACUCGGGCACCACCUGUUGUCAAAGUGUGUGAGGACCCUAUGACGGACACUGUCCCGUUGUACAAUACUGACAGAAGCCUGACAGCGUCUUCCUCAUUAUCUCCUUACACUGGCCCUGACAGGUCAAAACUUGACACGCCACUGGAUACUCUCUAUUCUGGAGCCUGGAUACCUAAAGAAUCUGACCAAACUCCGUGGAUCCAAGUAAGUUUCCCUCAAGCAAUGACCAUCACGGCCAUCAGCACACAAGGCAGCGAUGGCACACCAGACUGGGUGGAGACGUACCAAGUAUACUAUAGUGUAGAUGGUGAUACUUACCACUAUAUUUUGGAUGACCAAGAUAAUCCCAAGAUAUUCACUGGUAAUUACGACUCUGAUAGCAUCAACAAGGAAGUUAUCUCUCCAACCACGGUGAGGAGCCUUAUGAUUCAACCCCUCACCUGGUUCAACAGGCCAGCUCUGAGGUUUGAUGUGCAUGGAUGCAUUGCCCCAGAGACUCCAACAGUCCCAACAGCCCCUACUACCCCAGAUGGUCCAGAUGCUCCAACAGGUCCUACAACUCCAGAAGGCACAGAUGGUCCAACAGGUCCUACAACUCCAGAAAGUCAAACAACUCCCACACCAUCCAACUGCACCUCUGGCUGGUCUGACUACAUCAACAGAGUCCACCCUAGCGCGGUCCAGGGUGAUGAGGAGAAGAUGAGCGCCGCGGAGCUUGGGGAAUUCUGCCCAGGAGGAAACAUCACUGACAUUGAAUGCGUAGAUCAGGACCACAUUCCAUCUCACAGCCUAGCACAGGACACCACGUGUACCAUUGAAGGUGGCUUCCGAUGCACAAAUGAAGAGCCAAUUCCUGGAUUUGACUUUGGGGACAUUGGGCAGUGCUAUGAUUACAAAAUCAGAUACUUCUGCACUUGUGGAGAACCAGUGAUCGUCACAACUAUCGAGCCACCCACUACUCCCAGUGUGCCAUCAACUCCUAAACCAUCCCUUCCACCGAGUGUGACGCCGCCUCCAAAGCAUACAACACCCAUCCCAGAAAUCUGUUCCAGCGCAAUGGGAAUGGCAAACCUGGAGAUCCGAGACGAUAUGAUCUCUGCCAGCUCUUAUCUGGACGCUGCUCACUCCUCUGCACAUGGCAGGCUUGGUGAGCUGAGCAGCUGGAUGCCAGCAAAGUCUGACACACAGCAGUAUAUACAGGUUGACUUUUUGGACCGUGAGCUGAUAUCUGGAGUGACUGUUCAGGGUCAAGAAAACGCCCCAGUAUUUGUAAAGACAUACAAAGUGCUGUAUAGCCAAGAUGGCGUCAACUGGGUUCCUUACCAAGAAGUUUCCGGACAGGACAAGAUCUUCAUUGGAAGCUCAGACUCCAAGAUUCCAGUUACACAAAUGUUCGCUAAACCGGUGCGAGCACGUUUUGUGCGCAUCAACCCUCUGACCUGGAACAACCGCAUAGCUCUUCGCUUUGAACUCCAUGGCUGCCCAUCUGGCGGAUACCCAACAAUGCCCCCAACAGCUACAUAUGGAGACAUCAGGACAACUGGUGCUAAAACAGUGGUCACUACACCUGCUCCCACUGUUGAAGACACUUGCAUCGAGUGGGACUUGUGGUUGGAUCUGCACCAGCCUGACCUGCAGGAUCACAAUGAAGUAGAGUCUAUCGACGACCUUAUCGCUGCCUCCAGUCGCUGCCGGAUGCCCAUGGCCAUUGAAUGUCGCACCGCCACACCCGCCCAUACACCAGCCCGUGAGACCGGGCAGAACGUUGUGUGCAAUCUGUGGGAAGGUCUGCGCUGCCUUAGCCAAGAUGUGUCAGAGCCGAGAUGCUUCAACUAUGAAGUGCGAUUGGGCUGCCUGAAAGACACGCCAGAGUGUGCUGUGGACACAACACCGACCGUGGCACCUUUUGCUAUCUGCUACCCGGGCAUGGACACCCGCCAUUGUCCUGCUACAUGCCCUGUGGGUACCUUCUGUGAUGGUGUCAAGUGUGUGCCCAAAGACGACUGCCCGUGCCUCAUUGGAAACAAAGUGGUUAGGCCUGACGGUGUGGCGAGAAAUGAGAACUGCGAAAUCUGCCAGUGCCUGGCUGGAGAGCCCCUUUGUAUGGCCAAGAAGGAAUGUCCACCCUGUGAUGAGGGCAUCAGCAACCGUGACCCCAACACGUGUUCUUGUGAGUGUCUCUUGUGUGCCCCGGGACUGUUCCAGUGCAACGAUGGCGUUUGUCUCGAACCUGAAAAAACUUGUGAUGGAGUCAUUGACUGCCUCAAUGAUGAAUUGAACUGCGAUGUGGACGUGACAUUUACGCCUCCAGAUUUCAAUAAGACAACCACACCCAUUGCUCCUCUUCCCUCUGAAGAGAUUUCGACCACUGAACAAGUAACAACUCCAACUGGUGAACCUGGAACUUCCACUUCUCCUGGACCAGUGACAGAUAUUACCACCGGCCCAGGUCCAGUUACAGAGACUACAGGUACCACCAGCCCAAAUGCAACAGACGCAGUUACUCCCAGCCAACCCACUCCCAGCACAACCACCACUAGCCCCACCACCACCAGUCCAACUACUACCAUCCCAGGCCCAGAGUCAGAAUGGUGUCCUAAAGUGUUCUGCCCAGUUUUGUCAAAACCAGACCUCAAGGAAGGCAUGACGGCAAAACUCCGCCGUACAAAAGACGGAUGCUGCCAGGAGUAUGUGGUUUGUGACAUCGAUGCCUGUUCAGCCAAAAUCUCUGCGUGCAACUCUCCCAUGGUGCCCCAGACUAUCCCCACUGACGAGUGUUGCCCAGACUAUCAUUGUGUGUGCCCUGACAAUUGCCCUGUUCGUCCUACCCCUAGGUGUGGACCGGGUUCAGAAGCAGUGAGGAUCAUGCACGAUUGCAACUGCACUAGCGUGACCUGCGUUACUGUCCCUCCGGUCUUCAUACAAACCACGCCCGUCCCUGUACCUGAGCUGAUUGAGGAAUGUGUCUACCAACAGACACUGGACAUCGUGAAUGGUCAAUCAGUAGACCUGGCACAGCCCACUGACAAGGUCUUCCAGAUUGGUGACACUUGGUCUGACGGGCUGUGCAAGUCGUGUGCGUGCAUGAACAGCUCAAAGGGGGCCAGCGUGGAGUGUACUGAGGAGAAGUGUAGCCCAUGUAAACUGGGAGAAUCGCGAGUAGACACCCCAGGCCAGUGCUGUGGGGAAUGUGAACCCACUGGCUGUGUCCAGAACAGAGUUGUCUAUAAGGAGAACGAGAUCGUUCCAAAUGACCGCAAGUGCUACACAAAGACCUGCAAGAAGGACCUAUUUGACGGCAGCUUCAUCAUGGAAGAAACACAGAAGCCUUGCGAGAAGCUCGAAAAUCUGUCCCCCUGCAGAGAUGGCUUAAGUGAAGAGGACAUGUAUGAUUCUACUGGAUGCUGCUUGGCGUGUGUUCCACCGAGCUUGCUGCUGACCAAUGACUCUAGUGUGUGCCAGACCUGCAGCCCCACCCUGAUGUUCGGCUCACCCACUCAAUCCAUCGGCUUCUUCAAGGUGACCUUGCCCUCAGGAGUCAGUUGUCAGAACGACGCUCCAAUCCCCGAUCUGAAGCAGUGCAAUGGCUACUGCGCUUCCACCUCUAAGUAUUCUGAUCUGAUGAUGGGAUUCGACUCCAACUGUAAGUGCUGCACCCCAACAAGUAUAAGCGCACUCCCAGUAGGCUUGGUCUGUUCCGACGGCAAACGCAUCACCAGGAACUACGACGUAGCAAAUGCAUGUGGAUGUUUGCCAUGCUCUGGAGGGUCCUAGACAGAAGCUUUCCUCCAAUUUUUUUAAUGAUGCAAUCUCCAGAUAUGAUGUAUUCAUUUGUUAAUUUUCUGUUUACCUUAAUUAUAAUAUUUAAAUCCACCCCAUCCUAAAUGUAAGCUGAUUUUGUCCCUUACAAAAUCGUUAUUCCCUUUAAUUAUUUUUAACUUGUGUUUUUUCUCAAGUUGGAAAAAAAGAUAUAUUCCGAACAUGAUAUUAUUGACCUUCAUAAAUCUUUCCUCCUAGUUACUGUAACUCUCUCAAGGAAGAAGCGAACCAGUUUUGAUAUUAACCUUUAGUGCCUUGACAGACUGGUAUAAAUUUCUGUAUUGAUCACAGUAUUGACAUAUUUGCUUAUAACAAAAACAAACUGAUGACAUACGAUGAAUUUGUGAAAUGUUUUGUUCCUUUUGCUGAGCAUGCAGUUUCUGGGACCUUGUCCUUGUUUUGACAGAAUAAAUUAUGGUCAUAAAUAUA
This is a messenger RNA of Aplysia californica (California sea hare), 14298 nucleotides long. Its product is annotated as mucin-5AC-like. The coding region runs from base 103 to 13824 and encodes 4573 amino acids. Gene Ontology annotation, molecular function: protein binding. NCBI's taxonomy places the organism in Eukaryota, Metazoa, Mollusca, Gastropoda, Aplysiida, Aplysiidae. The record is from RefSeq and is a predicted model, not a curated record. The transcript has 64 exons.